Phytophthora infestans T30-4 is the source of this 623-nucleotide messenger RNA. RefSeq names its product elicitin precursor (INF1). Gene Ontology annotation, cellular component: extracellular region. The transcript has a single exon. Lineage: Eukaryota; Oomycota; Peronosporomycetes; Peronosporales; Peronosporaceae. The record is from RefSeq and is a predicted model, not a curated record. The coding region runs from base 90 to 446 and encodes 118 amino acids.
GUUUGCUGACCCUUCCAGUCCUAGCUCCACAACUUCCAUUGUGCAAUUUGCUCUGUUAUCCCCACCCACUCCUCCUCACUCCGUCCACGAUGAACUUUCGUGCUCUGUUCGCUGCCACCGUUGCUGCCCUCGUCGGCUCCACUUCCGCCACCACGUGCACCACCUCGCAGCAGACCGUAGCGUACGUGGCGCUCGUAAGCAUCCUCUCGGACACGUCGUUUAAUCAGUGCUCGACGGACUCCGGCUACUCGAUGCUGACGGCCACCUCGCUGCCCACGACGGAGCAGUACAAGCUCAUGUGCGCGUCGACGGCGUGCAAGACGAUGAUCAACAAGAUCGUGUCGCUCAACGCUCCCGACUGCGAGCUGACGGUGCCAACUAGUGGCCUGGUACUCAACGUGUACUCGUACGCGAACGGGUUCUCGUCUACGUGUGCGUCGCUAUGAGUGGACUUGACUCAGCGCGCUCAGCCGCUGAGUCAGCGUCCAUUGGCCGUAUCAUCUUGUCUUUCAUCGACGAUUAGGCUUUGUUCUCCGCGUCUGUUGCUAUUACUGUAAUAGUGUAGCAGCUGCGGUAUAAAGCUAUUUGAAUAAAAAUUCUUGUAUGCCAUACUUGUUGCUGUA